GCGGGGUGUGGGGUCGGUGGCUGCUGGGCGGGCGGGGCGCAGGCCGCUGGGCCCGAGCCGGGGGGAGCGAGUGAGCGGAGGCGCCGAGGAUCCGGUUCACUCGCUGGGGAGACCCAUGGGCCGAAGCCGUGUAAAUGCGUUUUAAGGGGCCUCGGCUCCGCAACUGCCACUCCUCCUCGGGGUGUUGCACAAGUUUCGAGGUCACCGGCGACCCCCCCUAGCAGCACACCUGGCUCUGACCCCCGCGAAGGAGGACGGGGCUUGUGUGUUGCAUGCUUUCUAAGGCGGCAGCAGCAGCAGCAGAGGCGGCUCCAUCCAGCCCGUGGGCUCCUGCUCCUCAUCGGCAUGGCUGGCUACCUGAGUGAAUCAGACUUUGUGAUGGUGGAGGAGGGCUUCAGCACCCGAGACCUGCUGGAGGAGCUCACUCUGGGGGCGUCACAGGCCACCACGGGCAAGGUUGCUGCUUUCUUCGUGGCUGACCUGGGUGCCAUAGUGAGGAAGCAUUUUGGCUUUCUCAAGUGCCUGCCGCGAGUCCGGCCCUUUUAUGCAGUCAAGUGCAACAGCAGCCCGGGUGUGCUGAAGGCACUGGCUGAGCUGGGGCUGGGCUUCAGCUGUGCCAACAAGGCAGAGAUGGAGUUGGUCCAGCGGAUUGGUGUCCCUGCCAGUAAGAUCAUCUACACCAACCCCUGUAAGCAAAUUGCACAGAUCAAGUAUGCUGCCAAGCAUGGGGUCCGGCUGCUGAGCUUUGACAAUGAGGUGGAGCUGGCAAAGGUGGCAAAGAGUCACCCCAGUGCCAGGAUGGUUCUGUGUAUCGCCACCAACGACUCCCACUCCCUGAGCCACCUGAGCAUGAAGUUUGGAGCGUCACUGAAAUCCUGCAGACCCCUGCUUGAAAAUGCCAAGAAGAGCCACGUGGAGGUGGUGGGUGUGAGUUUUCACAUUGGCAGUGGCUGUCCUGACCCUCAGGCCUACGCUCAAUCCAUCGCAGACGCCCGGCUUGUGUUUGAAAUGGGAGCCGAGCUGGGCCACAGGAUGCACAUCCUGGACCUUGGCGGUGGAUUCCCUGGUGUGGAGGGAGCCAAAGUGAGAUUUGAAGAGAUUGCUUCUGUGAUCAGCUCAGCCUUGGACCUGUAUUUCCCGGAGGGCUGUGGUGUGGACAUCCUUGCCGAGCUGGGGCGCUACUAUGUGACCUCAGCCUUCACCUUGGCCAUCAACAUCAUCGCCAAGAAGGAGGUUCUUUUAGACCAGCCCAGCAGGGAGGAGGAAAACGGUUUCGCCCCCAAGACCAUCGUGUACCACCUUGAGGAGGGCGUGUAUGGGAUCUUCAGCUCAGUCCUGUUUGACAACGCCUGCCCCACCCCCAUCCUGCAGAAGAAACCAUCCACGGAGCAGCCCCUGUACAGCAGCAGCCUGUGGGGCCCGGCAGUCGAUGGCUAUGACUGUGUGGCCGAGGGCCUGUGGCUGCCGCAACUACACGUAGGCGAUUGGCUGGUCUUUGAAAACAUGGGCGCCUACACCGUGGGUGUGGGUACCCUCCUCAGGGGAACCCAGGCCUGCCACAUCACCUAUGCCAUGUCCCGUGUGGCCUGGGAAGCGCUGCACGGGCAGCUGCUGCCUGCAGAACAGGACGAGGACGCUGAGGGCAUGUGCAAGCCUCUGUCCUGUGGCUGGGAGAUCACAGACACCUUGUGCGUGCGCCCCGUCUUCACCCCGGCGAGCAUCAUGUGAGCAGGCCCUGUUCCCCCUAGCUCCCCAGGGGGGCCGCAGAGAUGCCUCUAGGAGAGGCGGGGAGGUGGCGAGCAGUGGCACCCACUGGCCGGGACUCUGGUGCCCACUCAGCCGCCCCCGCACUCUGCCUGUAGUGUUUCUGCCCUGUAAAUAGGACCAGUCUUACACUUGCUGUAGUUCAAGUAUGCAACAUAAAUCCUGUCCCUUCCAGCUGUGUCUGCCUCCUCUGCAACGCAUGGGGCCUGGUCAGCCAGGUGUGGGGGUGUUCUUGGGGUCUCCCUUGGUCUCCUUCCUACCUUUGUAAAUAUGAACAAAUAAAUAUUUAGGUUUUUAAAAA
This is a messenger RNA of Trichechus manatus latirostris (Florida manatee), 2065 nucleotides long. RefSeq names its product antizyme inhibitor 2 (gene AZIN2). Gene Ontology annotation, biological process: positive regulation of polyamine transmembrane transport; negative regulation of protein catabolic process; positive regulation of catalytic activity. The record is from RefSeq and is marked reviewed. The transcript has 11 exons. Gene Ontology annotation, molecular function: catalytic activity; ornithine decarboxylase activator activity. Lineage: Eukaryota; Metazoa; Chordata; Mammalia; Sirenia; Trichechidae. Bases 346 to 1728 code for a protein of 460 amino acids. Gene Ontology annotation, cellular component: cytoplasm.